Molecule: messenger RNA, 486 nt
Organism: Nylanderia fulva
Lineage: Eukaryota; Metazoa; Arthropoda; Insecta; Hymenoptera; Formicidae
Source: RefSeq, a predicted model, not a curated record
AUGGAUGAAAAUCAACAGCAGGGGCCGAUAUUCCGAUCACUCAACAGUCAGCACGAAUCCUUUGUCAGGUUUAUUAACACAACGCCUCAUUGUGUUACCUUAUAUUGGAUGGAUUAUCAAGGACAGGCGAUUAGUUAUGGCGAUUUAUCAGCUGGAGACUACAGAGAAAUUAACACGUUUCACACCCAUCCGUGGAUCUUCGUCAACAAAGAAACUCGAGUCAGGUAUUUGGUGGAGCAGCGGGACGUUUUCUUUCCUGAACCAUGGUUCGUCAAAUAUCGUGGCGUCAGACCGAGCGAGCUGCCGCAAAGAAUCGAGAGGACCGACGUGCGCAUCGUGCUACCGAUGUUGACACUGCAACAAUUGUCACUGGGGGUCAUCAAAAAGUGUCUGACGUACGAUUCACAGGCCUUUCUCCUCGACAUUCCACAGACUCUUCAGAUAGAGCUCUUUACGAUGUUACCAAGAAAACCUCAGUCCUCGUGA